Molecule: messenger RNA, 1625 nt
Organism: Lactuca sativa (garden lettuce)
Lineage: Eukaryota; Viridiplantae; Streptophyta; Magnoliopsida; Asterales; Asteraceae
Product: protein MIZU-KUSSEI 1
Biological process (GO): hydrotropism
Source: RefSeq, a predicted model, not a curated record
CACAAUCCCCAUUGAAAUCGAAAUUCUCACACUGCUAAAACCAUGUAGUGGUAAACCGUAUGCUUACACUUAGAUUUGAAUCCUUGAUCAUUCAUAAAGGAGGCAAGGAAGAAAUGCUGAAAGUGCAUAUUAUGAAGCCGAAUAUGAAAGGGGAUUAUGAAAAUAACUUCAAAUUUAAGCAUGAAUGGUAUAUGUGAAAAGUGAAACUAGAAGACAUAUGCAUAGUAAUAAACUUUUCACCAUCAUAAAGGAUCAAUCAGUCACUCAUGGUUGGCUACCUUCCACAAAUCACAAACAUAUAUGGACCCCUUAACCUCCCCCUCAUGUCCAACGUACAAUUAUUCUUCUUCAUUGUCGUCUUUUCUUUACACGUAAUUUGUUUUUCAUCGUUCUUUAGAAUUGCUUAUCGUUCUUGAUUAUGAAGUCGCGUAGGCCCUUUUUUCCAUUCAUUCUUUAAUUUAGACCUCUGUCUACUCCUUCAUUUAGCUAAGAAUCUAUAUAUAGUGAGUUCUCUAGCCUCUACGUAGCACCACCUACACUACUUACUCUCUCAUUUCACAUUUUGGUUUAAAAUGAGGACGAUGAUAGAUUUGGGAAGGGAAAGAGGACCUAUAGGAGUUCAUAUAAUUACAUCAGCCACCGCCGUUGACUGCAGCAGCAGGGAGGUUGGACUACGGCGAUCUUUAAGAUCCCUGCUUGACUGCAUCGUCCCCGCUUGUUGUGCUGCUGGUUUUGAACCUCAUUCUGAGUCUGCCAACUUUUCUCCAGAAGCUACUUCUUCUUCUUCGCCUUUCUCAAGCGAUACUGAUUCGCCAUCAUCAUCAUCAUCAUCAUCGUCAUUAACCGUUACUCGCUCAUUGUCAUCAUCCUCGACCAUUGUUAAAGGUACAUUCUUUGGGCAGAGAAAUGGGCGCGUUAGCUUUUGUAUCCAGGACGACAACCACCACCACCACCGGCGGACCCCGUCAAGGAGAAUGUCGACAACCGCCACCGCCACCACCAUGUCAUCAUUCUCACAACCUCUUCUCCUUUUGGAAUUCGCUAUUCCCACGUCUUAUUUAGCAAAAGAGAUGCAGCAUGGUCUCCUCCGCAUUGCUCUGGUGGAGGAAGAAAAUAGUCACCGCCAACAACCGCCAAUAAUAUUUGACGUGCCGGUCUGGUCUAUGUACUGUAAUGGUCGGAAAGUUGGUUAUGCCACCAGACGUAAGAUGACAGCUGCCGAUAUGGCUAUUCUUACACGUAUGCAAUCUGUGUCGGCCGGAGCAGGGGUUUUGCCACCGGAAAACGACCAUGGGAGUGACGGGUUCAUGUACCUCCGAGCCAGCUUUCGAAGAAUCAUUGGAUCACCAAACUCAGAGUCGUUUCACAUGAAAAACCCUGAACAUGAUGAACGUUCAUUCUCUAAUAGCCAAAGUGGUGGACAAGAGCUCAGUAUUUUUCUUCUCAGAUCAUCUUCUUGACCAAAAUAUAUUUGCUACAUCGAGUGAGUGUUUAUGUUAUAUGUAUAUGUGUGUAUGUGUGUGUAUACAUAUGCAUCGAGUUAGACUAUCUGCUUAUGGCGCCGUUAAGCUAUUCUGUAAAGAUUUUCCUAUGUUAAGCAUUUUCUACUCCUAUGAUUUUUGAUA